Messenger RNA from Equus caballus (horse), 5517 nucleotides. It is a transcript of the gene SH2D4B, whose product is annotated as SH2 domain containing 4B. Lineage: Eukaryota; Metazoa; Chordata; Mammalia; Perissodactyla; Equidae. The record is from RefSeq and is a predicted model, not a curated record. Gene Ontology annotation, cellular component: cytoplasm.
CAUGAACCCCAGGCCGCCAAAACAGAGCAUGUGAACUUAACCACUACGCCACUGGGCUGGCCCCAAUACAUCAAUCAGGGUUUUUAAAGGGUAUUAUCCCCCACUGAGUUCUAAUUUUUGUAUUAUUAUUAAAGAAUAUGGCCUAUAUAAUUUUUUUCCAAAUUGCAAGAUCAAACGUGAAAUAUAUGUUCUCAAUGUUUAAGGAAUAAAGUUCUCUAGUUGUUAAAUAAAACUUAUUGACUAUAUCGUUCAAAUCCUCUAUAUUAUUAAUUUUUAAAGUCUAUUUUAAAACCAACUUCUGAAAGAAAUGUAGGAAAACUCCCCAUCAUGGGCACGUAUGUAUUUUCAAAUCCUCCCUGCUUGUUAGGAGUUUUGUUUUAUGCAGUUGUCUGCCAUGCUGUGUGUUGUAUAGAGUCUCAUGACUGUUAUAUCCUCUUUGUGGGCUGCAUCUUUUAUUCUCUCGUAAGACUCUUCUUUGUCUUUUGUUGAACACGUUUAUCCUUGAAUUUGCUUUGUCUGAGAUUGCUGCUUCUGCUUUCUUUUUGCUUUUGGCACUGUCUGUUGUUGCCCAGCUCUUUGUUUUUAACCUUUUUCUUUUUUUAAACGUGUGUUUUAUUUAGAUAAUACACAGUUGCAUUUUAUUUUUUAGUCACAUCUGACAGUCUCAGAUUUUUAAUAGGGGGAUUGAUUCUGUUCACAUUUUUGUGGUAACAAGUAUACUUUGGGCUUCGGUGUUAUUUCGUUUGUUAUCUGUAUCAGUUAGGGAUGCGCUUGACCAUACGUAACAGAAUACAAGGCUAAUAAUUGCUUAGUUAAAUAAAACCCACAUUUUUAUAUUAUCAUAGGUCAUUUAAUAGUUACAGAGCUUUAUUCCUUGAAGUUCUGUAUUUUUCUCAAAUGACGAGAAAUCUGGAGGAUACUGCGAUGGGCACUGUUGGCUUAGCUGCUCGACAAAAUCCUUGAGGAUCCAUCUCCUUCUGUCCUUCCGCUUACUCAUCCUGAGCUUGUGACUUUCUUCCUCAUGGUUGCAAAAGUCUCUCCACAACUCCAGCGAUCACUUCAUCCCAGGGAGGAAGAGGGCGGCGAGGGAAAAGAGCAAAGGCUCAAGGGGUUUCUCCUAAGGAGUUUUCACCUUUUGUUUGGAGAAGGGAAGCCCCUCGCUGGGAAUUCUGCCCAUGUCUGCUUUGUCAGAAACGGGGACAUCCGGUCACUCCUAGGCUGGUCACUUGCCAACGAGAACAAUAUUACAAGACGGCUUCGACCAAUUUUACGUGUCCUUCAAGGCUGGAGUGGAAACUUGCCUCUCCCGAAACUGAGGGGUUUCUGUUACUCUCUAAACAAAUCAGAUUUUCUGAUCAGGGAGGAAGGUGGGCAGGAAGGGGUGGUGGGCAGGUGACUGCCAAGUUUGCUGUGACAGCUACGCGUUUUUGUUGUUUUUUCUCUUCCUUUUACACAUUUCUCCCUGUUGGUAAGCCUUUUAGCAUUUAAUUCCCCCACUAUUAAUUUGCAAGUUUUAUAAUUCUAAUCGCGGUUGCCUCCCUGUUUCCAUCAGUCACAAUUAAACCCAUUUCUCUGUAACUAUAUUGCUUUCAACAUGCUAAAAAAUAGCAAUGCCCUCCUAUAUUAGUCGGGGGGAUCAAUUUUGAUUUGCGAUGGGUAUCUGCAAUUCCGAUAUUUGCAGUUCUGCAGUGGAUAACGCCUGGCAUGUCAGUGGACUGACACCAGGAGGGGCUGCUUCCUGGUAAUCACAGCGUGAUGCGGGUUGGGUAGCCCUUCUGUGCCUCCCUUUCUAACAUCAACUCACAGAUCUGAAUGCUUUUCUCUUGCAAUUCCACCAUCUUGGAGUUGUCUGUUUCCAGCUGGGUGGACGAGACGCAGAAUGUGGAGAAGGCGCACCGGCUGCAACAGCCUCAGCCUGCAGGGACGGGGGCGGAGGAGGCUGAGGAAAGGAGGCGUCUGAGGGCUCAGGAGAGGAAGCGGGCGCUGGCAUGGCGUGGUCCCUGACAGAUUGUCAUUCUGGUCCCUCCCACAUUUGGUUCUUCUCCUCCAUAUGAAUACACCCAUCAUCUCCCUGAGGGGGAUGCCCUCGAGUCUCCUUCUGCCCCACCAUCCAGCCUUGAGUCCACAGUCUGUGGGGGCGUUUGUCUUUGUCAGGUCUGGAUGUGGCUAAAGAGACAUAACAUCUGGACACCCCCACGUUUAAGACACGACACGCAGUGGAGGCUCCGGGUCAGCAUGCCCACCAUGGGAAAGAGGGAGUGUGCGCGCUCAGGCCCUGUCUGCGAUGCCCUGCAGUCCCACAGGUCGAGCUCUGUGGUGCGCCCCCCACAACAGGCAGUGAAGGGCCGGCCUUGACGGUGCCCCCGAGGGCCCCCUCCUGUUCCUUGUUCCAUGGCCUCGUCUGAACCGAACGCUGAGGAUCACCCUUUCCUUGGGCCAGUACAGCCUUUGAGACCAGCCUCCUGCUUAUCGAGGUCGGGGACCCAAAGGUUAAGUCUUGAGCAUCCAAAGGCUUUCUUAGUCCAGACUCAAAAACCUAGGAGGCUCCUGAUCUGUUUGCGUCCGUGUCCCGAGAAACCAUGGCUAAGGGUCUUUUCUGGACGUAUUCCACUGACUGACUACACCUCGUCGCCUCCUUACCCCAUGACGCCUCCCUCAGCCUCUUUGAAAGUGAGUGCGAGGGGUUGCACUCUGUGUGUUUGUGGCGGCCUGGCUCCUCUGAGGAGCAGAGACGCGGGUGGGAUUAGACCCCUAGAGUUUUGCUAAGAAAACCCUGUGAGAGAAAGAGGGCAGAGGGCCGGCGGAGUCUGGGAGGGCUCUCACACCGCCACGCAGCUCUGACCUUGGGGCAAGGAGGUGGGGAGCAAGUGGACAGAGGGGUUCCAGCAGCCGUGCCGUCCACGGAAGGCCUGCCGGGAGGAGUCCGGCAUCUCCCAGGAAGGAGCCUGCCCUGCUUGGGCAAAGGCAGGAGCCACCUGUGGGAAGCGUGGCCUUGGGCAAUGCCGGGAGGGUGGGAGCUGGAGAGCUCAGGUUGCUUAUGUCCCUGCAGCUCCAUGUCUGUGGAGCACGUUCUCACGGCCACCGCGGCGCUCUGUGCCCAAGGUCACUCUAUCCACCUUGCAAGUCUCGCUGGGCUCUGCCAUGCAAAACCUUUAAAUAGCCCAUCCCUUGCACCUGGACCCUAGAAACAGGAGGUUUUUCUGAUCCUACAAAGAUGCAAGUUUCUGCAUUCUCUCUAUCCCCUUUCAUUUCUUCUUGCAAAGCCCUCUGUUCUUUCUUGAACUCUCUUCUCUUAACACCUUGCCUGACACAGCUGCUGGCAACCAACACACCCCACCUGCCUUCUGUUUUCCAGCCACCUCCCUCAGAGCCACAAGCUCAGAAGGCAGGAGCGGCUGCCUCUUAAGCUAGUGUCCGACAAGUUUACCAGAUGUUUGCUCCUGUGUCCCACGGAUCUCCAGCCAUUUGUCCGGCUCCACCUCACUCGCCGCCCAGCUGCCACGGCAGUGACAUGCAGGGUCCGUUUCUGUCUCCACAGCACCCCGCUUUGGGGAGAGGCCUCCGUUUUAGGCGUGGGCUCACAGGAUCUCUUAUAACAGGCAAACUGGAAAGCUCAGUGGCUUCCUGCAACGCAGGUUUAUUUCUUGCUCACGUCACAGGCUGACGUGGGUCAGGGAGACUCAGGGACCUUGCUGCUUCGUUUGCAACUCCAGUGUCUCCAGUUGUGUUUCUAGAGGUGGGCAGGAGAGAGCAUCUCUGCUAUGGGUCUUGGAGGCACCGGGCCUGGACACCUGCUGCGGCGGCUGACUCUGCUGCUGUGUUGCUCCCCAGAAAGAGUCGGAGGGAGGGAGCUGGGGCUGCUGUCUCUCUGGGAUCCUUUCCAUAGAUGACAGCCUUCGGAGGGGGGUGUGACAGGCGGGUGAGCGCCAUCAGCCAACUGGGUUGUCCUUACCAAUGAGAAUGCGGCCUGUUUCUUCUUCUCCCUUGUUCCUCCUUCUGUCCUGAUGCAGCGAGCGACAAGCACAUCCAGUGGCUCCUGGGGGCGGACGGCGAGGUCUGGGUCUGGAUCAUGGGCGACGGCCCCGGUGACAAGCCCUACGAGGAGAUCUCUGAGGAGCUGAUGGCUCAGCGGGCGCGGCUGCAGGCGCAGAGGGAGGCCGAGGAGCUCUGGAGACAGAAGGAGGCGGAGAUCACCAAGAAGUUCCGGGAUGCUCUGGCCAAUGAGAAAGCCCGGAUCCUGGCGGAGAAGUGGAAGGUGGAGAUGGAAGACCGCAAGGCCGCUAAGGUUCUGGAGGAGGAGCGCAUUCACGAAGAGUUCAAGAGGAAAGAGGAAGAGGAGAGGAAGCGAGGGGAAGAGCAGAUUCGCCUCCAGGAGGAGCAGAGGGCAAAGGAGCUCUACUGGAGCCUGAAGCGGGCGCAGCUGCAGAGCCCGGCCAGCGAGAGCGAGGAGCGCGCCUGGGAGGAGCAGCUGCGUCGGUCCAAGGCAGCGGACGAGGAGCGGAGCCGCCGUGCCCAGCGCGCCCGGGACGAAUACCGGCGCCACUCGCUGCGCGCCAUCCAGAAGGGCACGGUCGCCGGCCUCAGCUCCAUGUUCCGAGAGCUCGGCCAGAGCCACGAGCAGGAGGCCAGACUCUGCCACCACCUGUCAGGGCCUGGUCCGCCGGGACCCCUCGCCGUGCCUGCCAGCAGGGCCUGGGAGCGCCCCCUGCGUCCUGUGUCCAGAGCAGCCAUCGUCCGCUGGUUUAAGGAGGAGCAGCUGCCUCGCCGAGCUGGCUUCGAGAGGAGCACCAAAGCCAUUGCCCCCUGGUUCCACGGAAUUAUUAGCCGAGAAGAUGCAGAGCAUCUCCUGGAGAACAUGACUGAGGGAGCGUUUCUGGUUCGGGUCAGUGAGAAAAUCUGGGGUUACACCCUCUCCUACCGCCUGCAGAAUGGGUUCAAGCACUUUCUCGUGGACGCCUCUGGGGACUUUUACAGCUUCCUGGGGGUAGACACCAGUCGCCACGCCACACUCACCGAUCUUGUUGAUUUCCACAAGGAGGAAAUUAUCACUGUUUCAGGGGGAGAGUUGCUGCAGGAGCCUUGUGGACAGAGGGACAGCCCACCAGACUACCACCUGUUGUUUGAAUGAUUUUUUCCUUCCCUAUCAAUUGGAUUCCUUUGGGCAUCCUAUUUUGAACUCCACUUAAGAACUUCCCAGCUCGAAUCCUUAUGGCCUUUUGAAAGCUCCACCACCAUCCAGAGGAACAAGUAGAUUUAUAUAUUUCAAGGGCUAUGAAAUAUAUGGCAUAGGUGCUUGUGGUCCCCAACCCCGUGCCUAGGACAGAAAUUGCUAAUAGCUGAUGCAACUCUUUCAUGAAGAGUUUAGAUAUGACCUCAGAAGAUGAAGUCUCUUUGUCAUGACUGCCCUAAACUGAGCUCGCAGAGGACAUGGGUCAUGUUUUAAUAAUCCAAGUAAUUCCAGUGCCGAACUCUGAAUUGAACACAUGGUGGACGUUCAAUAAACGUUUGUUGAAUGAA